CGUCAGCGAGCAGAACCGUAUGCAGCAACUUCUGAGAGGAUGUGAACUAGGCGAUCGGAAACCAUCUCAGCUACUUCGUGAAAUGAAAGAUCUUGCGAGAGACGUCAUUACAGACGACAAAAUUUUGAAGUCUCUCUGGCUACAACAGCUUCCGGAGACAACACAAGCCGUCCUAAAAAUAUCAGAGGAAACUCUGCAACUGCCACAGUUAGCCGAACAAGCGGACAAACUCGCAGACAUUACCAAAACGCGUUAUGCUUCAUCCGCCGUGGCCAUCGAGAACAGCAGCAACAAAAUAAGUUUGUCGGAGCUUCAAGAACAAAUUUCGAUGUUGUCGAACGAAGUUUUUGCCUUGCGCCAAGACCGCAGCCGUUCCUGUAGUAGGAGUUUCAGGAAUCAACGCAGUUCCCGUAGUAACUCUCGCGAGGAGAUCCGAUACUGUUUUUAUCAUCGAAGAUUUGGUCCAAAUGCGAGGAAUUGCCGUCAGCCCUGUCAAUAUCAAACAAAAAACUAGUGCGGCUGCAAUCGACGGCGGGCGAAUGCGG
Molecule: messenger RNA, 545 nt
Organism: Uranotaenia lowii
Lineage: Eukaryota; Metazoa; Arthropoda; Insecta; Diptera; Culicidae
Exons: 1
Coding region: 20-514 (164 amino acids)
Source: RefSeq, a predicted model, not a curated record